CUGAAUUUUUGCCCCAUUGCUAUGACAUAAUACUGCCUCUCGCUCAUGUCAAGUAAAGAGAGAAGAAGUCUGAAUCUUUAAACCGACACUGGGAUACUGAUUAUACAGGAUGCAGCUGUCAGUCCAUCUGUUUGGAGCUGUCUGGGUGGCUGUACUUUUCUCUUUUAGCCUCUGCCAGGAUAACUGUCAAAUGAAGGAUGGACAACCAGGAGAGCCAGGACAUACUGGGAGAGAUGGCUUGCCCGGACAAAAAGGAGAGAAAGGAGAACCAGGUUUGCAGGUGGAGCUGAGUAAGGAGGCACUGAUUGCUCUUAAAGGAGAUAAGGGUGAGGAUGGUCCCAUAGGAGACAUUGGUGAUAAAGGCUUUCAUGGUCUACUUGGUCCACCGGGUCCCACUGGUCCUCCAGGGAAUCCGGGCAGAAGUGGGGGUAGUGGUUUGUCCAAUGUAAAUAAGGCAGCCUUUACAGUGGUGCGUAAGAAGAAUGAGUACCCCAGGUACAACAGCCCUGUGAUAUUUAAUGAAGAACUUACUAAUUUGAAUAAAGACUUCAACAUUGCAAGAGGUCAGUUCACGUGUAAGGUUGCUGGAACAUAUUACUUUGUCUUUCAUUUUGUCUCUGAGGGUGACUUGUGUAUAAAGCUGAUCAGUGACUCCAAAGAUAAUGUGAACCUGCUAUUUUGUGACUAUAACCAGCGUAAGACAAGCAUAUCUCAGGUUCUGUCUGGUGGUGCUGUGAUUCAGCUUGCUAAGGGAAAUUCGGUGAGGUUAGAACCUGCUAGAAUCUCUGGACAUCAGAGGGAGACAAACAAAAUGUCAAAAACUGAAAUGUCCGUGUUCAGUGGAUUUCUGAUUUUUGCUAGUGGGUGAGGUAAAUAUAUAUAUAACAAUCUAUGUUAGACUGACUGCACUGUAACAUUGUUAGUGCUAGAGUAAUUUCUGCAAUCAUGGAUUUUAAUGCAAGUGUACAACUUUCCUCUGUGUUUGCAAAUUCUUAAAAAAAAAAAAAAAAAUGUUUUAAUCACUUUUCUUUGCAACCCAAAUGGAUAUUUCAGUUGUAAAACCAUUCUACAAUAAAACUUUCAUGUGAAACUGG
Messenger RNA from Ictalurus furcatus (blue catfish), 1094 nucleotides. It is a transcript of the gene c1qa, whose product is annotated as complement component 1, q subcomponent, A chain. The record is from RefSeq and is a predicted model, not a curated record. Gene Ontology annotation, molecular function: protein binding. Bases 110 to 868 code for a protein of 252 amino acids. The transcript is spliced from 3 exons. Lineage: Eukaryota; Metazoa; Chordata; Actinopteri; Siluriformes; Ictaluridae.